AUGGCCUACUAUCCGCAGCCAUGUGACACCUUUUUUGUGGAGUCCCACGAUGAUCGAGGUCGGAGGUACCGGGACGAGAUGCGCGAACAAGAAAGACAGGCCAAAAGGCAGAUACAAUUGACCAUUGCCGAGCAGCUCUCCGAGAUAGCUAGCCACGAGUAUCGAUAUGACCAUUUGAUACAGAUGGAGAAGUUGGAGUGGGAAACUUUACCAGACGUCGCAUCAAUCGACAUACAGACAGAGAUACAGUGGUACAUGAGACCAUACUUGCUUGACUUCUUAGUUGAAGCUCAUGCAGCCUUCGGUCUCAUUCCAGAGACGUUCUUUCUAGCUAUAAAUUUACUCGAUCGAUACUGUUCGAGGCGAAUCGUCUACAAGAAGCACUACCAGCUUGUCGGCUGUGCGGCACUGCUCAUCGCUUCGAAGUACGGUGACAGAAAAGACAGAGUCCCCCAAAUCAAGGAGCUAAAAAGCAUGUGUUGCGGGCUUUAUGAAGACGACAUGUUCGUCCAAAUGGAAUGGCACGUCUUGCAGACAUUGAAUUGGGCUAUCGGGCAUCCAACCAUCGACGGCUUCAUCCAAACUGCUGUCGAGCACCUCCAGUACGAUCCUGAAGUCGAACACAUGGCUUGUUACAUCGCAGAGAUCGCCAUGUAUCAAAGAGAUUUCAUAGGGAAACGACCAUCGGAUAUGGCUCGGGCAUCUCUUGCUUUAUCAAGAUCUAUUCUAAGCCGGCCUCAAGAACAUGCCACAGAAUGGGCUGGCCAGUACGAGCCACAGACGCUGAUGCUACUAUCACAACAGCUUCACCGGCCUUCAAAAAUUCUAUCACGCAAGUAUGCUACGGUACACUUCUCCCGAGUGGCACUGAUACUCGAUGACUUCCUCGCAAGGCAGAUUGAGAUGCAGAAAUUCAUUAAUCCUCCUCCUACACCACCGGCUGAAGCCCGUAAAGAUGAAUUUAGCGAACCUGCCUGCAAGGACGCGCCGCAAACUCCUAGUAAGAUUAAGAAGAUACCGAUGUACAACAACGGCUGCCCGACGCCCCCAGAUACGCCUACCAACCAGGAAUACUUUUCCAACAAGCUUGCUGCCGUGGAGCCUGCACGUCCACCAACCCCUGCCAGCAUUGAAUGCUAUCAUUAUCGAUCGAACGUGACCCUACCCCCGAUAAGUUCCCUUCCGACGGAGGUUUUCUGA
Molecule: messenger RNA, 1200 nt
Organism: Bacidia gigantensis
Lineage: Eukaryota; Fungi; Ascomycota; Lecanoromycetes; Lecanorales; Ramalinaceae
Exons: 2
Coding region: 1-1200 (399 amino acids)
Biological process (GO): regulation of cyclin-dependent protein serine/threonine kinase activity; mitotic cell cycle phase transition
Cellular component (GO): centrosome; cytoplasm; cyclin-dependent protein kinase holoenzyme complex
Molecular function (GO): cyclin-dependent protein serine/threonine kinase regulator activity
Source: RefSeq, a predicted model, not a curated record